GUGUAGUCGUGCUUGUGAACAUGUGUUAAUAUGUAUCAAUCUGUGUCUUGUGUAGAUUUUAAGGAGGUUCUUCCAGAGGUGUGUAACGCUGUGCAGGAGGCGGAUUUCAUCUCUAUAGAUGGAGAAUUCACGGGAAUCAGUGAUGGGCCGUCAGUAAGUGCUCUGACCAAUGGACUUGAUACACCAGAGGAGAGAUACACUAAACUGAGGAAGCACUCCAUGAACUUCCUGCUCUUCCAGUUCGGCCUCUGCACCUUCAGAUACGAGCCGAAUCAGUCCUCGUACGUCACUAAAGCCUUCAACUUCUACAUCUUCCCCAAACCCUUCAGCCGCACGUCUCCGGACAUCAAGUUCAUCUGUCAGAGCUCCAGCAUUGAUUUCCUGGCCAGUCAGGGCUUCGACUUCAACAAGGUCUUCCGCAGCGGGAUCCCGUACCUGACGCAGGAGGAGGAGUCUCAGCUGAGGGAGCAGUAUGAGGAAAGGCGGAGUCAGAUCAAUGGGGCGGGGACAGUGUUGUACACGCCCACUGCAGGGAUGGGAUUCUGUAAUGUGCCUGAAGACCAGAGAGACUUCAUCAGGAUGGUGGAGUGGCUGUUGGACACCAAGCUGAUGGCAUCCACGCAGCCCUACAAGGAGAUCAUCAGCAACACAUCACUGGCUGAACUGCACAAACAGCUGAGAGAGAAACCUUUCAGAUCACCCACCACCGAGUGUCCUGAAGGCCUCCAGAGUUACGACACGUCCACAGAGCAGCUUCAUGAAGCCGGUUAUGAUGCCUUCAUCACUGGACUGUGCUUCAUCUCCAUGGCAAACUACCUGGAGUGUCCUGAAGGCCUCCAGAGUUACGACACGUCCACAGAGCAGCUUCAUGAAGCCGGUUAUGAUGCCUUCAUCACUGGACUGUGCUUCAUCUCCAUGGCAAACUACCUGGAGUGUCCUGAAGGCCUCCAGAGUUACGACACGUCCACAGAGCAGCUUCAUGAAGCCGGUUAUGAUGCCUUCAUCACUGGACUGUGCUUCAUCUCCAUGGCAAACUACCUGGGAUCUUUUCUCACUCCUCCAAAGAGUCACAUCUCUGCCCGCUCCAAACUCCUCGAACCCUUCUACAACAAAUUAUUCCUGAUGAGGGUGAUUGACAUUCCCUACCUGAACAUGAGUGGACCUGACCUGCAGCCCAAGAGAGAUCAUGUCCUGUACGUCACGUUCCCUAAAGAGUGGAAGACCAGCGACCUGUACCAGCUCUUCAGCGCCUUUGGGAACAUCCAGGUGUCGUGGAUCGAUGACACGUCAGCGUUCGUGUGUCUCAGUCAGACGGAGCAGGUUCAGAUAGCCAUGAACACUAGCCGCUACGCCGAGAGCUACUGCAUCCAGACCUACGCUGAGUACAUGCAGUCCAGACAGAAGAGCACACACACCAGCAGGAGGUGGACUGACGACGGCUGGGCGGACACUUCCUACAGCGCCGCCGCCAUGACGACCGCCUCGGGCUUCAGCCACGCCCACAGCCGACUGCAGGCGGUCAAGAGGGGCAUCAGUACGUCUCCGGAGGAGCAGAAUCACGACGCUGACAGCAGCUGGACAAACUACAGCAGCGUCAAGAAGAUCAAGACCGACGGUCCGAGGAGGCGGAGCCUGGGGAGUCCUCAGCCAAUCAGAGUCAAGGUAAAAGGAGCCGCAGACACAAGAAGAGGAAGGAGGAGGAGGAGGAGGAGGAGGAGAGAGCAGCAGAGAGAGCAGGAGGAGCUAAAUGAGGCUGUGGGUUUCUCCAGAGUUAUCAGAGCCAUCUCUAAAUCUGGUAAACUGGUGGUGGGUCACAACAUGCUGCUGGACGUCAUGCACACCAUCCAUCAGUUCUGUGGGCCGCUGCCUGAGGAGCUGGAUGACUUUAAGGAGGUGGCCAUGUCUGUGUUUCCCAGGCUGUUGGACACCAAGCUGAUGGCAUCCACGCAGCCCUACAAGGAGAUCAUCAGCAACACAUCACUGGCUGAACUGCACAAACAGCUGAGAGAGAAACCUUUCAGAUCACCCACCACCGAGUGUCCUGAAGGCCUCCAGAGUUACGACACGUCCACAGAGCAGCUUCAUGAAGCCGGUUAUGAUGCCUUCAUCACUGGACUGUGCUUCAUCUCCAUGGCAAACUACCUGGGAUCUUUUCUCACUCCUCCAAAGAGUCACAUCUCUGCCCGCUCCAAACUCCUCGAACCCUUCUACAACAAAUUAUUCCUGAUGAGGGUGAUUGACAUUCCCUACCUGAACAUGAGUGGACCUGACCUGCAGCCCAAGAGAGAUCAUGUCCUGUACGUCACGUUCCCUAAAGAGUGGAAGACCAGCGACCUGUACCAGCUCUUCAGCGCCUUUGGGAACAUCCAGGUGUCGUGGAUCGAUGACAUGUCAGCGUUCGUGUGUCUCAGUCAGACGGAGCAGGUUCAGAUAGCCAUGAACACUAGCCGCUACGCCGAGAGCUACUGCAUCCAGACCUACGCUGAGUACAUGCAGUCCAGACAGAAGAGCACACACACCAGCAGGAGGUGGACUGACGACGGCUGGGCGGACACUUCCUACAGCGCCGCCGCCAUGACGACCGCCUCGGGCUUCAGCCACGCCCACAGCCGACUGCAGGCGGUCAAGAGGGGCAUCAGUACGUCUCCGGAGGAGCAGAAUCACGACGCUGACAGCAGCUGGACAAACUACAGCAGCGUCAAGAAGAUCAAGACCGACGGAAGCUGCUCGCAGACGUACGCCGAUGUGACUGGCUCCUGUGAUUGGUCCAGACUGCAGCCUGAUGAAGGCGGAGCCUCGAGUCCAGUGCAGGAGGAGGCGGAGCCUGGGGAGUCCUCAGCCAAUCAGAGUCAAGGUAAAAGGAGCCGCAGACACAAGAAGAGGAAGUCAGACACUUCUGAAACGAUGCCACCGGCGCUCUUCGACGUUCCUCAGGUUUGGUAGUGAAGGCUCGGCAGCCAAUCAGAAGCCUCGCUCAGUCCGGGUGUAAUCGACAGCCAAUCAGAAGACUGCACUUGACUCCUGACACCCAGCGUGUGUCGUCUGUGACCUCCCGUGACCUCUCCUGGCGUGGCCCGAGUUCAGAGCGUUUUAAAGGUGCUGAAGAUACCGAGCCGUUUCCAGUGUGAGUGUGUAUGAGUGCGUCCUGUAGUAUUUUAACCUGGUUUCCGACGGCGCUCCCUCAUUUUAAGUGUCGACGUGUCCUGCAGGUUUAUUUAUUCCUCAUGAUGGUGUUUCGUCUUUAGUGUAACCGUGAUUAACAGUGAGA
Molecule: messenger RNA, 3268 nt
Organism: Sinocyclocheilus grahami
Lineage: Eukaryota; Metazoa; Chordata; Actinopteri; Cypriniformes; Cyprinidae
Product: poly(A)-specific ribonuclease PARN-like
Biological process (GO): siRNA 3'-end processing; priRNA 3'-end processing; nuclear-transcribed mRNA poly(A) tail shortening
Cellular component (GO): cytoplasm; nucleus
Molecular function (GO): metal ion binding; RNA binding; poly(A)-specific ribonuclease activity
Source: RefSeq, a predicted model, not a curated record